GAAAAGGACGACGAGUUGGCAAGGGGGGAUCAAUCAAAACAAGACGCCGGGGUCGCUUGGAACACUUGUGCAGCUGUUCUGUACGUUUCCUGCUGUUUCGCCCAAUCUUGUGCGCUCAUUCCUCUGUCGACACUCCCCAGCGCAGCUCGUGACUGUCAGUCUCCGCACGCCAAGCCGUCAGAAUGGCCGCCCAAAUUCACAAUUUCAAGGUGGAAAUGACCUGCGAGGGAUGCUCAGGUGCUGUUGAGCGUGUUCUUGGAAAGCUGAAAGGUCAAGGUGUUGAUUCUGUCAGCAUUGAUCUACCUGGCCAGUUGGUGUCUGUGACAUCUACCUUGUCCUCUGAUCAGCUCCUGGAAGCCUUAAAGAAAACUGGGAAAGCAGUGUCUUACAUUGGUCUGAAACAAUAGUUAAAUACAUUUCCCUGGUAUUAUUUUUCAAGAUGCUGUUGUAUUCAGUUGCUAAUUGCUAACAAGUAAGACUGUUCAUCUGUGCAUUCCGUGCUUAGAAAAUACAAAAUUUGACUUUGAAAAAGUGCUUGAAUUCUUGAUAAAUUGUGUUGAGUUGAUUCUUGUGACACACUUAGUCACUCAGUUUGAUUUCAUGUUUUCCUGUUAAGAUAGAGUGGUAAACCAACUCUCAAAGUGUAAUAUUUUGGAAAAAUUUCUUAAAAUCAUCCCUUGUGCUUUUGCUUUUUAAAAUACUUGAGAGAUAUUCAUUUGUGAUAUACAAACACUUACUUGACAUUUACUUGAUGUGGAAAUGGACUUGAGGCUCACUCCUUGUCUAUAGGUGAUGUGAUUAUAUUGUUAUUGUUAUGUUAAGACUUAUAUAUCUAUUUUCUGCUCUAUUAUUUGAAGUGUCAACAAUUUGAAAGGCAGAUGAAUAAAUAAUCCAUAUGCAGCACUA
Thrips palmi is the source of this 906-nucleotide messenger RNA. It is a transcript of the gene Atox1, whose product is annotated as copper transport protein ATOX1. NCBI's taxonomy places the organism in Eukaryota, Metazoa, Arthropoda, Insecta, Thysanoptera, Thripidae. Gene Ontology annotation, biological process: copper ion transport. The record is from RefSeq and is a predicted model, not a curated record. The transcript is spliced from 3 exons. Gene Ontology annotation, cellular component: cytosol. The coding region runs from base 183 to 407 and encodes 74 amino acids. Gene Ontology annotation, molecular function: metal ion binding; copper chaperone activity.